AAUGAGAGCAGCAAUAUUACUUUUACCCAUUUUAGCUGUCAUGGCCUUUAACGUUUGCUCAGCAGACGAAAAGAAAAAGAAACUACAAAUAGGCAUUAAGAAGCGUAUAGAUCCUAGCGAAUGUAAAAUGAAAAGUCGAAAGAACGAUGUUCUUAGUAUGCACUAUACCGGAAAAUUAGAGGAUGGAACAGAAUUUGAUAGUAGUAUCCCAAGAAAUGAACCCUUUGUCUUUACCCUCGGUGCCGGCCAAGUUAUUAAAGGAUGGGAUCAAGGAUUGCUCAAUAUGUGCGAAGGCGAAAAGAGAAAAUUGGUUAUUCCAUCUGAUCUAGGAUAUGGUGAUCACGGUUCUCCACCAAAAAUACCUGGCGGUGCAACUUUGAUCUUUGAAGUUGAAUUGAUCAAAAUUCAAAGGAGUGCAAAGGAAGACCUAUAA
This is a messenger RNA of Dimorphilus gyrociliatus, 433 nucleotides long. Lineage: Eukaryota; Metazoa; Annelida; Polychaeta; Dinophilidae. The record is from the annotation of a GenBank genome assembly.